Molecule: messenger RNA, 5465 nt
Organism: Haplochromis burtoni (Burton's mouthbrooder)
Lineage: Eukaryota; Metazoa; Chordata; Actinopteri; Cichliformes; Cichlidae
Gene: igf2bp2a
Product: insulin-like growth factor 2 mRNA binding protein 2a
Exons: 15
Coding region: 1160-2842 (560 amino acids)
Biological process (GO): nervous system development; regulation of gene expression
Cellular component (GO): nucleus; cytosol; cytoplasm
Molecular function (GO): mRNA 3'-UTR binding
Source: RefSeq, a predicted model, not a curated record
CAGGAAAUGCAUCAGUGUGUGCAUGUAGAGAGGAGUAGACAAACUAGUCCGCUAUACUGUACAUUAAUGUGUUUUGGAUGUGCAUGUGUGUCCCCGUGGUCUGGCUGUAUGUCUGUCACUGACUGUGCUGACUUUGUGCUUUGUGACGGGGACAGAAGGGUCCUCGGUUUCUGGAGGAGCCGGCAGGCAUUUGAUGUGCACAGGACAGGACGACACAUGAGGAGCACUCUUGAAUUAUCUUUCUGUUUAUUAUUCUUCCUUCCCCCCCCCCCUCCCUUUUUGUUCUGUUGCUUGUGGCUCAGUGGUGAGGGAAGUGGUUUGAGCCCCAACGCAUUAAAAUGUAAAUGCUGUAAUUGCAGCUGAUUGAAUGUUUUCUGCAUUUUGCGUGAUUACCAGAAAUUACUUUUUGAACAGGAUUACACAUAAUGCUCCACGUCCCUCGUGAAUUAGCCUAUACGCUUAGUUAUGAGUGUAACACUCAUUCCCGUGAGCGUGAUCUGUGAAAUCACAGCAAGUUUGGCAGCCAUGCAAUUUACACAAUUAACUUUUUUUUUUUAAAUUAGCACAGAGAAAUUACUUUUCAGUGCAGCAGAAGUCUGUGUCCAGUAUUUAACUUUAGAAAUAAAUAUAAUUCUAGAAGUUUUUGAGGAAAAAAAAUGUACAUCUUUUUUUACUGAUUAUCUUAUGUUAUAAUAAUUUGGAUUUGCAAAAUACAGGUAAAUAGGUGGCUCCUCGUUUGAGCCAUAAACCUUUGGAAGCUUGUAAUGCUAAUAUAUACACACAAAAUAGAAGAGAUUUUAAGACCUUAUUUUACUUUUUUUUUUUUUCACAUGGGAAUCCUGCAGUCCCUACCAUCCCAUUCAAGUAUAACAGUUUGAAAAUUAGAUUUAUAUGUAUUAAUUUGGGAGACUAAUAUAGGCUAAUAGAAUACUAUUCCCUUAAGAGCAGCUGUUUAUGUUAUGUUUUCUGGAUGUUUUCUCCUUUAUUACUCAGUACAGUAGGGAUUUGAUACGAAAGUGGGAAUAGAGAGUGUGUGUGAAACCGGAAAUGAUGUGGGACGGACUCAAACAUUCCUCAUUGGUCAGCGCUUGGUAGCGACCUCGCAGUCGUGCCUAGAAGCUCUUCAGGCCCCCAACGUUUGUUGUUGCUAGGUUUCUACAUGGAAAAUUGUGAGCACAAACAAGAAACAGCAGUUUCUGUCAGCAUGAGGAAAAAAAGGAGUCGGAAGAUCCAGAUCCGGAACAUUCCCCCUCAUCUACAGUGGGAGGUUUUGGAUGGCCUUCUAGCUCAGUAUGGUACUGUAGAAAAUGUGGAACAAGUGAACACUGAUACAGAAACAGCAGUGGUGAAUGUUACAUACGCAACCAAGGAGGAAGCUAAAGUAGCCAUCGAGAAGUUGACAGGACACCAGUUCGACGACUACUCCUUCAAGGUGUCAUAUAUCAUGGACACGGAUGCUGCUCCACCUGUCCAGGCUCCCCGCACGCGUCGUGGGGGUCGGACUUCCCGGGACCAGGGCUCCUCUCAGCCCGGGCCAUCAGGAGGCUACGGAUCUCCACGCCCCAGACAACACGACUUCCCACUGCGCAUGCUCGUGCCUACUCAGUUUGUGGGAGCCAUCAUCGGCAAGGAAGGCAACACCAUCAAGGAUGUCACCAAACAGACGCAGUCAAAGGUAGACAUUCAUCGGAAGGAAAAUGCAGGUGCAGCUGAAAAACCCAUCACCAUCCACUCAACACCCGAGGGCUGCUCCGCCGCCUGUCGCAUGAUCCUGGACAUCAUGCAGAAGGAGGCCAACGAGACCAAGACGACGGAGGACAUCCCUCUGAAAAUCCUUGCCCACAACAGCCUUGUGGGUCGGCUGAUUGGCAAAGAGGGUCGCAACCUGAAGAAGAUCGAGGAGGAGACAGGGACCAAGAUAACCAUCUCCUCGUUACAAGACUUAACUAUUUACAACCCUGAGAGGACCAUCACGGUGAAGGGCAGCGUAGAUGCGUGUUGUAAAGCUGAGAUGGAAAUCAUGAAGAAGCUGAGGGAAGCCUACGAGAAUGAUAUUGCUGCUAUAAAUCAACAGGCCAACUUGAUCCCGGGCUUGAACCUGAACGCUCUGGGCAUCUUCUCCUCGGGUCUGCCGGUGCUUCCCCCUGCUGCUGGACCACGUAGCGCUGUGCCUGCUGUGGCGCCAGCAGGGUACAACCCAUUCUUAGCAUGCUUGUCACUUCACUUUCAGAGUCACUCUUCACAUCUCAGUGGCCUGUAUGGGGUUCCUCCAGCAAGUGCCAUCCCCCACCAGCACUCACAACAGGCUCCAGAACAGGAGGUUGUCUACCUCUUUAUUCCAACUCAGGCAGUCGGGGCCCUGAUCGGCAAGAAGGGUCAGCACAUCAAACAACUUGCCCACUUUGCCGGAGCUUCCAUCAAGAUCGCUCCGGCUGAGAGUCCAGAUGUUACUGAGAGGAUGGUCAUCAUUACUGGAACACCAGAAGCUCAGUUUAAGGCCCAAGGUCGGAUAUUUGGAAAGCUGAAAGAGGAAAACUUCUUCUCUGCGAAGGAGGAGGUCAAACUGGAGACGCACAUAAAGGUUCCCUCAAGUGCAGCUGGCAGGGUCAUCGGUAAAGGUGGUAAGACGGUAAACGAGUUGCAGAACCUUACGAGCGCGGAGGUCAUCGUACCGCGGGACCAAACUCCUGAUGAGAACGACGAGGUCUUUGUGAAAAUCAGUGGGCAUUUCUUUGCCAGCCAGACUGCACAGAGGAAGAUCCGGGAGAUCAUUCAGCAGGUCAAACAGCAGGAACAGAAGCACCAGCAGGGCGCCGCUGUGUCACCGCACCACUCCAAGUGACCAGCCGGGUGGCUCCAGUGGGCACCAGCCAAUGAAUGUAGCCCUCCCAAAUGAACAGAGACCUAUCCAGACUAAGGCCAAGGCCAAGGGGGACAUGCAGGGCAGACCAGCAGCACCGGGAUCAAAACCAAAGAACUUCGCUAGGGGGGACACAAGUGAGAGCCAAAGGCUGAGGGCAUUGUGUGCACUGCCAGCCCUGUGAGAGCAGAUAGAUUGGGAGAAAUCGUACUGAAGCUUAAAAAAAAAAAUUAAUAAAGAAACAAAAAAGACCAAAAAAAAAAAACCUACAAGAAAGGCGGAAAUGGCAGAAAAUUUGGGAACUGUUGUCUUCACGGUUUAAAAAAAAACUAGUUUGUCUCCCUGCAUAACGUUAUCUCUUUAGUUGGACUAACAUAGGCCUAAAAAAAGAAAAGGAGAAAAUGCAACUCUAUUUUAACACGAGCGUGUACGAGGCAUUGUGAUUGAUAUUUUGGGUUAGAGCGAGAGCCAGCGACAGCGGACUCCUUCUCUCACGCGUGUUUGAGAUAUUUAGAUUGUGAGAUCAAAUAUCCUUAGCAGUAUUAAUGCAGUAGAAACGUGUAUGGAUACACACUGAGAGCAUGCUCUGUUAUUUUAUUCAUCAAAAUGACAGUAGAGCUUGGUGUUAGUAUUUUGCUUGUACCUGAGAUUGAUUGACUGAGUAAUCGAUUGAUUGACAGCCUCCCCUUGUUUGUUCCCAUUUUUAGGCCACUGAAAUUUGAAAAGAAAACCCCUAUAAGUAAAUAAGGUGAAUGGUUCUGAGUCUUUGUAACAAGCCUGUGUGUGUGCCAACGCAAAAGAUAACGUCCCUUUCAAAUAUAUCUCACCAUUCAUAUCUGAUACUAAGCUUAUUUUUUUUUAAUUUUUCUCUCUUUUCUUCUAAUUUCUGCUUCACUUCUCAUCACUCUCUCUCAUCGGACACCAUGUCUUUUCUUUUGUUUUUGUUUGGGUUUUUUCUUUUUUUUUCUUUUUUUUUUUUUUAAAAAAAAAUGGGAUAAAAUUUUUUCCGUAGCUUUUUGAUAACCUUGAACUGACUGCCACUUUUGCUCAAGAGAGGUUAAAUGCAACUGAGGGAUUUUUCUUUUUUUCUUUCUUUUUUUUGUAAUCAGUAAAAUUCUGUCAUGCUGUGCAGUAGACGUCGUCUGUGUUCACGCUCGUCGUCUCCUCUUUAAUCAGAGCAAAAACUGACGUCUUAACGAGCGGUGCGCGUUCGCCCGUUAACCGGUCUUCUUCGGACGCGCGCCGCCACACGCUUGGCCUUAUGAGGACGUCGCAAGGGCCAGCACAGAAUGUGAGCUGAGGGCCCGGUAAAGGAGGGGGACAGGGUUCGGGGCAGGGUUGGGAGGGUUAGGGGGAGGGAGGGUGCAGACCUCUGGUGUGUGGGGUGGCAGCGAGGUUGGAUUUUAGGGAGGCGCUGUAUGACCUGUGGUACACGACCAGCCGCAGCCGCGUUUGGCUUUAACCCUCUCUUGUCAGGGAGCUUUCUAAAAAUGGCAUGACAGCUGUGAAUGUACAAAAUGCAGCCUUUUUAGAAAAAAAUACAGAUAUCACCCCUGCCGUGUCCAGCAGGCCAGGCCAAACGGCACACGACACAGAUUGUCAUCCUCUUGCUCUCUGUUCUUUUCCCUUUUUUAAAAAAGAUUUUUAUUAAAAAAUUUUAUUUUGGCGAGUUGGCCGCCUGCUCUGCGGGCACGCUGGACACGCAGGUCCUGGUGUCCCUUUGUGCUUUACUUUGAAGAACAUAGAAGCUUGUUGCCUUAUUUUGUCACCUUUCAUACAUCACCCAUCAGCUUCAUCUUCCAGACGCAAGGUUAUUGCCAAUACGCACAGCUUCCUCCGUGUGUGUGUGCGCGUGCGUGCGUGUGUGUGUGUAUAUAUAUAUAAAAAGAGAGAGUAAUAUUUAUGAAUCUAUUUUUUCCUAUUUUGUCAUGAGAGCUAUUGAUAAGAAACAAAAAGAAGACAAAGUCCUUUUCUUUUUUUCCUCAGUGGGACACUGCCAUAUUAUUUUGAAGGGAAGUGUUUAUUUUCUUGAAAAAAAAAACUAAAACAAAAACUAGACUAUGAAUAAUAAUAUAAUGAAUAAAAACCUGAAAAAAUAGGAAAGCAGUAAAAGUGAACCACCGCGUUAACUUGUGGUCGGGAUGUGAACAGUGCGCAUGUCAGUAUUGUGAUCUACCUCAGGCUUCAGGGUACCUCAGUCCAAUCUUUCAUUUCUCCCUUUUUCCACAUUUUUGUAUGCCUUGUUAACUAAUCAUUUUGAGCGUUUUUAAUUUUCUUUUUUAAUGAAAUAAAAAAAGAUAAAAGAUCUACAGUAAUCUCUACUCUCUUCAGGUCCAGCCGACUAGUGAAACUUUGUAAAAGAAAAAAUCAACUAAAAUAACCGUAGUCAACGUUGUCGGACUGUUUGCCUGGACGCCAUACAACCUCUUAAUGAUACAAAAGAAUUUCCAAGUCAGUUUUUUGUUUGUUUUUUUUUUGUUUGCUAGAAAGGAAUGAAGAGCAGGAUCUAAGGGGUACAUACCUGCCCGAUGUGGUUCUGAAUGUGGAUGUUGUGUACUGAUUUCACCUUCAAAGAAAUUAAAGAGAACGAAAAAAAAAAGAAAAA